Cotesia glomerata is the source of this 1790-nucleotide messenger RNA. RefSeq lists its product as uncharacterized. The record is from RefSeq and is a predicted model, not a curated record. The coding region runs from base 354 to 1790 and encodes 478 amino acids. The transcript is spliced from 2 exons. NCBI's taxonomy places the organism in Eukaryota, Metazoa, Arthropoda, Insecta, Hymenoptera, Braconidae.
UGAAAUCAUAAUGUUUUCACAAUAAAUUCACAGUUCAACAGUGUGAUCUAGUAAAUCUUUGCUUUUUUGGACGCACCAAUCCAAUCAUCAUUACUGCGGAUUUGGUUGAUACAAUCUAUGGAACUUUACGGGAAAGUAAUCAUUCAAAUGUCAACGUCAUUGACCGCAACUAUCAAUCCAGACAAAUCCCGAUAUUCAACCGCGCCUAUCCAACAUAUAUUCUUUCUGCUAAUUCAGCUAGUCAAUUGAAUAAAGAUCUGUUAUAUGUAUUGAAGUCAUCGUCGACAUGGAACAUUAAUUCUGUGUUUUUCAUCAUCGGAACCGACUCACAAUCUUGUAGUAACAUUUCGAAAAUGCUCCAAGUUCUUUGGAAAAUGAAUUUGAUCUCAGCUUUCUACGUCUGCUACGAGAUUGACGAUAAGGACACGAUGAUGAUGUACACUUAUAAUCCUUUUACCAACCGAGCUCCUGAACCGUGGGUGGAAAUGGAAUCAACCGACAGCCCAGACAGUCAAUGGAAUCUUUACAAACAGCCUUAUAUAAAUGACAAAGAAGCUUGUAAAAGUCUUACCUACGACAAAACAAAGUUUCUGGAUGGUUACAAAGUAAAAGCUGUUAGUAGAUCGUUAUUGAAUUAUACACGUGGUAAAAAAUACGAUAUUGAUUCUUUACAAAAACAUAACAAAUUUGAAGAUGUUAGUUAUGCGGAAACUUUAUUUUCUGCUUUAAAUGUUACACCCAUUAUAUACUAUGAUCAAAAUGGUUACUGGAUUAAUCAAACUGCAUCUGGGUAUUUGAAAGGAGUAAUCAAUAGUAUCUAUGAUUUGGCUCUCAAUUCCCGCAAGCUUGAACCUAUAUCCAAUAUCGAUUUUAUAAAUGUGAAUCGUCAAUCUUACUUCAUGAUUCUCACUCAGCGCAUAAGUAUUGUUCGGACAAUUAAAAACUAUGAAACAUUUUUAAAUUUUGAAAUUAUGAUCGUAAUAAUUCUUAUUUUAGUGUCAUCGUUCGUGAUUUUAGUAAUCCACAAUGGUCGUGAUUAUGCCAACACGUUCUUGUAUAUUAUUCGGCUCUCUAUAGGUACUGGAAUAGACGCACCGUUAGAUAAAUUACCGGUCCGCGUUACUUUUAUCAUGAUAACUUUGUUAUUUUUUGUCGUUACUCCAGAUAUACAAGGUGAAAUUUUUUUCUACUCGACUAAACCUGAACGGUCUUACCCUGAAAGUUUAAAAGAUUUGAGAGAUUUUAAGUUCAAUAUUUACCAUCCCAAGCACUUGGAUGACUUCAUGCUAGAACAGAAAUUAGUUUGGAAUUUGGACGAAACAUACUUGCGACCGUUUAGUUAUCAUCCGUCAACUUGCCACGAUAAAGUUUUAAAUGACAGUUCUAAUGCUUGUAUGGCUGUACUACAUUCUCAAGUACAAGCUUCAUAUGACUAUAACUUGCAUUUGGCUGAAAAAAAGUUGGAUCCUGUCUAUUCAUCUUAUUGGGUAAAGAAAGAUUGGGUCCUCAAGGAUAAAGUUCAGGAAGAAACCGAGAAAUUUCUAGAAUCGGGUCUUUUUGAUUUAUGGGAACGACAGCAAUUAAAAUGUAUUUUUGAAAAGUUCAGAGCUAAGGAAAUAAUUGAAAAUGCAGAUGCAGAAUAUGAUGAUAUCGAAUUUGAAAAUUUAGUAAGCUUUUACUUAUUUAUUUUUCUUUGUUUUUUACUUGGUUUAUUGAUUUUUAUCACCGAAAUACUAAUUAUAAAGUACAAGGUUAAAUGCGUCGGAGGUCGGCUUAUUCCAAUAAAAUAG